AUGUAAUAAUCAAUAGCAUUUAAAGUUUUUAAGAAUUUCGAUAUUUUUGGGCAAAAUAUCCAAUUAAACUUCAAUGGGGAUGAUUCUUAUCAAACAGCAAUGGGAGGAAUUUUUUCGAUUACAAUAAUUGCUGUCAUUGCUUUCUUUUUCUAACAAAAUAUAAUAGAUUUCAUGAAUAAGAGUUAUGUGAAUUUGAAUGUCUAAACUUUAUUUGAUGCUAAUCCAGAUGACAUUGUUUUUAAUGAUGAUAAUUAUAUGUUUGCAUUAGCCAUCGAAUAAAGUAAAUUUAAUACUAAUCCUUACUUCAAUAUCACUUUGAGACAAAGAAUCUAUACAAGACUAAGCAAUGGAACCAUUAUUAAAAAAGAUUCAUUUAUAGAUUUGAUACCAUGUACAAUUGACAGAUUUCAAAACAUAUUUAAUAAUUAAAAUUUCACAGAUCAAUUUAUAUCUCUAGGAUUGUCAGAAUGGCUAUGUCCUCAAUACAAUUAUUCAAUUUAAUUAUCAGGAGGAUAUACAAGUGAAGUAUUUUAAUUUACUAAAAUAACUGUCUCUGAAUGUUCAAAUAAAAGUGAAAGUAAUCAAUUUCUAACAUGGAAACCAUAAUGUGCUACUUAAAUUGAAAGAGAUAAUCAUCUUAAUAAUGAUAGAUCAUUUAGAUUAAAAAUGUACUUCUUUAUUUCUCUAAUUUAGGUAUAUGACUAAUACUAUUAUUAAUCCAUUAUAACCAAAAAAUAUAUCAUAAGUUUUCUUAGAUGAUGAAUUAUUUUUUUCAUUUCUCUUACUCACUGGAACUGAAACUGAUGUAUUUUAUUAAAAGUAUAAUGUAACUACUAAUCAUAAUAUAUUCCCAUAUAUUGAAGAUAAUUAAGAACAAUUAUUUAAUAUCAAAUAAUAAGGAGAUUUUAGAGUCAGCAAUGUAUAAAACAGUGGUUCAUAAUAUUCUGCUAUUUAUAUGAGAAGAAGUCCAUAUACUUAUUAAGUUAAGAGAGAUUUUCAAGAUCUAGCUGAUUUACUCUCAUAUCUUGGUGGUUUUGCUAAUAUUGUAGUUAUGAUUUUUGGAUUUUUAGUUACAUUUUAUAAUAAAUCCUAAUGUAAAUUCUUAUAUAUAUAUUUAUAUAUAGUCAUGAUUGAAUUAGCAAAUUAAGUUUAUGAUUUCCCAAUUUAAAAUCCAAGUAACAUAGAUACUUAAUAAAGAAAGGAAAUUAAAAAAACUAUUGCUAGAGCUAAAAGUAGAACAAUUAUUUAAAAACCCAAUAAUCAACAUUCUUAAUUGUAAUCACCAAAAUAUAAUCAAAAUUAAUAAUUAAUCAUGAAUGAAACUACUAAAUAAGAUGAAUAGAAAAUAUUUUAAGAAGAAUAAGAAAAGAUUAUAUCCUAAUUAGGUAUAACUGAUAGAAGAAGUUAUCUAACUUAAUAAAUUGAAAAGAUUUUAAAUAGAAGUUGCCCUAUUUUCUUUAAUUGUAGAUAUAUUUUGUAUUAGAUGUUUUGUUAAAGAUUCUUCUAUGAUAGAAAUAGUAUUUUAUUAGAAAAAGCUAUGUAAAUAUUAAAUUAUAUUAAAUUUUAGCAAAAAUAUCAACUAAGACUUAGAUCUUUGUGUUAUUAUAGAUAAGGUCAAAGAAAUUAAUUUGUUGAAGGAAUUGUUGUUGACUGAAGAUUAACUAGUAUUAUUUGAUUUUGCUCCAAAAGAAGUUAUUAAUCUAGAAGCAGAAAAAAAGAUUACUACAAGAAAUUUAGCAAGGAAUACUCUAAGAAACUUUAAUUAGAAAUCAAAUUCUUUAAGUAGUAAGGAAGAAUAAAAUAAGUCUAAUCAAACAAUAAAUACUUAUUAUAAAUUAUUCAAGGUAAUUGUUAAUUUUAAUAUAGGCUUAUGAUCGUAUGCAUUAAUCAUUGUAAUAAAAUGAUAAAAUCAAUGAAAAAUUGAUUGGAAAGUUAGGAUAAGAAGUUAGGGAUAUUUUUGAGGUCUCUCAGUUUAUUUAAUGGGAGAAUAAUAAUAAAAAUAUGAAUAGUGAACCAUUAGAUGAUGAGUUUUAAUGUGAUUCUGUUAAUUCUGAUCCUCCUUGUAUUACUACUCUAGAUCAAUUCAAGGUUAAUCUGAAAUUAAAUAUUUGA
Molecule: messenger RNA, 2112 nt
Organism: Paramecium primaurelia
Lineage: Eukaryota; Ciliophora; Oligohymenophorea; Peniculida; Parameciidae
Source: the annotation of a GenBank genome assembly